Messenger RNA from Rhododendron vialii, 1341 nucleotides. RefSeq names its product serpin-ZX-like. The coding region runs from base 22 to 1341 and encodes 439 amino acids. The transcript is spliced from 2 exons. Gene Ontology annotation, molecular function: serine-type endopeptidase inhibitor activity. NCBI's taxonomy places the organism in Eukaryota, Viridiplantae, Streptophyta, Magnoliopsida, Ericales, Ericaceae. The record is from RefSeq and is a predicted model, not a curated record.
AAACCAGUUUUACGAUCACUGAUGGCGUCGGACGAGAAGAAAAAAGAAUCUGCGGAAAACGUUACUGGGCGAGCGAAAAGGCAGAAGGUUUCAACCAAAAAUCUCCCUUUGGCUCCAACGGACCCCAUACCGAGCACAAAAAUCACCAAAUCGAGAUUGGAUUUCAGCACGGCGAUGGCAAAGCAGCUUUUGCUAGAGCAAGUCGAAAAGGGCUCAAACGCCAACUUUGCGCUGUCUCCACUAUCGAUUGACGUCGUUCUAACCAUGGUGGCCGCCGGAUCCAGAGGCCGCACCUUGGAGCGUGUGCUGGCGUUGCUUGGGGCACAAGACAUCGAUGAAAUCAAGUCGAGUGCUUCGGAGAUGAUGGCGGCGGCGGCGGGAUGUGGUGGUGGACGAAGGUCUGAUGAGGGCGGUGACGGUCUGGUUUUGUGUAUGGUUAACGGAGCUUGGGUGGACAAACGUUUUCCUCUUAUAGAUUCUUAUAAGGAAGAAGUACUGAAAGGGAUCUGCGCUUGUAAUGCAGAAACUGUUGAUUUUCAAAAGGAGGCUAAUGAAGUGGUAAAGAAAGUGAACUCGUGGGCCGAAGAAGCAUCAAAAGGACUUAUCACAAACCUUCUACAACCUCAGUCGUUAUCUUCACAAACAGCAAUUGUUCUUGCAAAUGGACUCUACUUCAAAGGAACGUGGACUAGCGCACAUAGAUUUGAUGAGAGUCUAACCAGAAAAAGAACUUUCUAUCUUCUCACUGGAGACACUGUUUCAAUUCCAUUCAUGACGAGUCGUAAGAAAUAUCACUACAAAUCGUUUGACGCUUUCAAAGUCCUCAAAGUCCCAUACAAAAGUGCAAAACUCGAUAGGAAGUUUUCUAUGUACUUCUUUCUCCCUCACGAGAAAGUAGGGUUACAAAAUCUUCUCAAAGAGCUCUGUUCCGAUUCUGGAUUUUUGAAGCAAGAUUACUUCAACAUAAGAAAAGUGAGUCUUGCUAAAUUUUGGAUCCCAAAGUUCAAACUCUCGUAUGAAUUUGACAUUGCUAAGACCAUGAAGAAAAUAGGAAUGACGUUUCCAUUCACUGAAAAUCCAGAAGACUUCUCGGAGAUGAUGAAAAUUCCCAAGGGGAUACCAUUCCUUUCUAUAUCAAUGACGCAGAAAGUUGUUGUUAAGGUAGACGAGAAAGGCACAGAGGCUGCAGCCGUUACUCGUGCCCGCCUUAGAAGUUUAUCAUACAAGCGAUCCCUCCCAAAACCGAGUUUUGUUGCUGAUCAUCCCUUUUUGUUCAUGAUCAAGGAAAAGAUGUCAGGGUUGGUUUUUUUCAUGGGAGCAGUGCUCAAUCCAAGCCUUUAG